AUGGCGGAGGGCUGCCGCAAGAUUGGUGCGAGCGAAUAUCACGCUGCCCAAGGAACGGCCCGGUGGAUGGAACAGAUCGAGGGUCGCGGCUACAAUCGGACUGGAUACAUGUUCGAGGCAACCGGUAGUAAGAACAUCUUCCAAACGUUCUUGGGAGAAAUGAUGGAAGCUGCGGAAGAACGCCCAUUUUUCGUGCUCGAGAGUGGUAGCUGGGAAGGGGGAUCAGCAUCAUGGGUUGCGGAGCACCUCUUGAAGCAUUCAGAAUCACUCCUGGUCUGCCUUGACACGUGGGACGGAGGCCAAGAAAUGGAAAACACAGGGUUCGACAUGGUCUCUGUAGAGGAGCGGUUCCACUGGAACAUGGGGAAGGCCCCCAAUGGCGAACGCGUGGUCGCUUUCAAGGGCGACUCGCUGGAAUCCUUGGCAGGCCUUGUCGCGAGUGGAUUGACCUCGUCGUUCGAUGUCGUCUACGUGGAUGCUUCCCACGAGAUGAAGGAUACACUGGGGGAUGCGCUCUUGUCGUUUCGGCUGCUCAAAGUUGGGGGGGUCAUGAUAUUCGACGACUUCUGGAUGAAGGGAGUAGCGCGAGCGACGUCGGCGUUCGAAGAAGCUCUCUGGGACUCACUACAAGUACUUCACAAAGAUAAGGUUUAG
This is a messenger RNA of Ectocarpus siliculosus, 654 nucleotides long. Lineage: Eukaryota; Phaeophyceae; Ectocarpales; Ectocarpaceae. The record is from the annotation of a GenBank genome assembly.